AGGAGGAGGAGAGAAAUUUGGAAAGCAAGAUAAAGACAGAGGAUAGAGGGAUACAGGCUGAUAGAGCUGUGGCAGACAGUGACUUAGGGCAGAGUAGGACGAGCAAGAGGAGGUGAGUGAGCGGAGCUGUAUCCUCUCUGAGGUUCCAACUGUGUGAUCCUGCUGCAGCUUCUCUCUGUCACUGACUGAUCCAACACAGAUGAUGUCAUCAGAGCACCUGACCUGCAGUUGGCUGCAGCAGCUACUCGUUGUACUCCUGAAGCUUUGCAUAACUUUCGCUGGGCCUCUGCGACCGCUCAAUGGGACAGAAUGCACAGCCAAGGGUCCUGCUUCCUACAUCCUGGUCUUUACGGGUCACUGGAGCCCACAGUCCUUUCCAAAGCAGUAUCCACUCUUCCGGCCCCCUGCACAGUGGUCCAAACUCAUAGCGGUUAGCCACAAUCGCCAUUUUCGACUGUGGGAGGAGGGUGCUCUAGCCAGUGCAGGGGUGCAGAACUUCUCUGAACUCGGGGUGACGGUAGAGCUCAUGAAAGCAGCCAAGGAGGCCAGGAAGAGACGUGUGGUUGGAGCCAUGUACAGAACGGCCGGCAUCCCAAAUGGCAUCGGGCACAGCUCCACGGAGUUGCUCAUACAGCCGCGGAACUCAGUGCUGUCCCUUAUGGUGAAAAUGAUCCCCAGCCCCGACUGGUUUGUCGGUGUGGACAGUUUAAACCUUUGCGAGGGCAGCCACUGGAAACAGGAAGUGAGCGUUGACCUUCACCCUUAUGAUGCAGGAACUGAUAGUGGAUUCACUUUCUCUUCUCCAAACUUUCCAACGAGUCCUCCAGAAAACAUCACAAAGAUCACGUCUCAGAUGCCGAACCAUCCAGCCAACUCCUUCUACUAUCCACGCUUAAAGGAGCUUCCACCUAUUGCCAGCAUUAGGAUCACUCAACAGAGCAGAUCACCUGACCGGCAAACCCCAAUGUCCAAUCAUAUUUUACCAAACUCUAUUAGUCCACAGCGCUUCUCAGUGACACCUCUGGAUUGCGAAGUGUCUCUCUGGUCAUCCUGGGGUUUAUGUCUGGGUCCUUGCUCCAGAGGUGGUGUUCGCCACCGUACACGUUACAUCCUCUUGCGGCCGGCCAAUGCUGGUGUCCCCUGCCCUGAGCUGGAGGAACAGGCUGAAUGUGUACCACACAGUUGUAUGAAACUUCAGUAACCUGCAGGGCGCACAGAUACUGCCAGUAUUCAACACUGGGACUCUCAUGUUAUUACUGCUGGACUACGAAAUGUUGCUGCAGCUUAAGUAUUUCCUUGAAAAUGCAAAGGAUCAUGUGUUUGUUACAGUCAAUUUGUGAUCAUUUAAAGACAUGCUGCAUUGCCCCUUCUGUGCAGCCACUUAGUUUUACUGAGUGCACUAGUUUAGGGUGUAUUCUAACCAGAGUUUUCCAUUAGAAUUACAAGUGUUGGACAGACAUUAGAUUCAGACUUAUGAGGCCCUACGAAAUGGAGUUGUUUCUUCUUCUCAAAUAACAGUCAACAUUAAUAUAAAUGAUGGUUGCCUCUAGCAGACAGAAAAAAAGAGAAAGAUUUCGGGUCUAUUUUCAUGUGAAAACAGCAAAUAACAGCAUUGCAGUGCUAGUGAAGAAUGUAACACUGGUGAAAGGUAGCUAGUUGAUGACAAUGAUCUGUGUUUUCCCAGCACAUGUUUUAAGUUUGUACUUUUAAUAAAGAUAAAGUCAAGAUAAUUAAAACAGGUAAACGCACAAAAGGGAGCAGUUUCAUGUUAAAAAUCAGGGUAACUCCACAACUAGAAGGACCCGAGCCAAGCUGCUGCUAUUGGCUAAGCUUGUUUCUAGGUUCACACUUGAUCAAAUGGGAAGUGUAUUGGGGGAAAAUGACAUCUAAACAGCUCUAAUUAAAACAGCAAUGAAUUGAACUUUUAUUCUGAAUGUAGCAGUAUCUAAUGUUUGAAAUAACAUUUCAAUGGUGUAAUAUAAAAUUGAUUUGCAUUAGCAGAAUAAAAACAUUGAGAUGAAGCUGCAUGACACAUUUUCCCCACAACGAAAUGAUGAGACUUGUUAUGGUUUGUUCAUUUUGUCAUUAACAUAUGCAUUCAAUCUGUAUCCUGAUGGUGGCCCACCACAGUCACAAGUAUUCAUCACACACUCUUACGUGUAUGCACACAUGUGAUCACAGAAAUCUGCGCACAAAGGUCCUUGCACAUACUGCAUACUGUUAAAGGCAUUGUGGCAUUAGUUUACAUUGGUAGCCUACACAUGCUUGGUACAUUCAUUUCUUUCAAAAUAGCCUCCCACCCCUUUUAUAAAUACCACCUUCACAAGAAACACUUGAUAGCUGACUUGAGGUUUAGAGAAGGUCUAAAGAAGCAGGCCUACCUAAUAAUAAAAAUCAUUUUUUAUAGAAAGAAAAAAUAUAUAUAUUUGUAUUAUCUCUUGAUAUUUUAAUGUUGAUCUUUUGUAUAUACUGAUAUGAUGUAUCUUGUAAAACUCCUGAAUAAAGAUGGAGGUGUGUUUUUCAAAUAGAG
Molecule: messenger RNA, 2530 nt
Organism: Labrus bergylta (ballan wrasse)
Lineage: Eukaryota; Metazoa; Chordata; Actinopteri; Labriformes; Labridae
Source: RefSeq, a predicted model, not a curated record